GCCCAACUCUCGUUUCGUUCCUCGGCAUGACGCUUCCCGGGCCGGUCUUCCGCGCGAACUUGCUCAUCCGGGGGGAAGACCACGUUGUGACGCUGUAUGACACCGAGCCGAGUGGAGUGGUGUGCAUGGCAGUGAACUCGGCCACGACCAACAAGUUUACGCGGGCGUUUUCGUCGGCGGAAUUGAAAGCGGCGAAGUUGACCAAGACCCCGUCAGACUACUUUCACCUGGUCGAGUCGCUUUACUUUGUCGCGAUCGGAGGCGUGAACGAGCUCCAACUGCACUCGUCCCUCCCGGGGAUGCGACCCCCCGCCGCAAUUGCGACAGCCACCGCCGCUCAGCACUACCUGACAAAUGCCCAAGCUGGGAAUGAAAAUUUCACCCAAGUGUUGUCUCGGGGACUCAUUAUGCUUUGCAAUGACAAACCGAUGGGGCUCCAGGCCAUCACUCGGCUCGGCAAGUGGCUGCUCGAGAACAAUCCGAACAAGCCCAAGGUCGUCGUUGUAAACAAGUAAAAAUAAUCUGAGUGCGAGUUCUAUCGUUGCCGUUCUAGUGGAUGAGAUCCCACACAUGUCUCGUGCAGGUCCUUGUGCCCGUGGCUGUGGGACCGACAAUUACAUCCUUGGCAUCUUCGGAAGAGAUUUUCUCUUGCGGCCAGGUUCAUCCAUCCAACGGCGCCCUGUGGAGGUUCGAAGCCGACCGAUGCAGC
Messenger RNA from Aphanomyces invadans, 709 nucleotides. RefSeq lists its product as hypothetical. The transcript has a single exon. Lineage: Eukaryota; Oomycota; Saprolegniomycetes; Saprolegniales; Verrucalvaceae. The record is from RefSeq and is a predicted model, not a curated record. Bases 27 to 515 code for a protein of 162 amino acids.